This is a messenger RNA of Peronospora belbahrii, 831 nucleotides long. The record is from the annotation of a GenBank genome assembly. Lineage: Eukaryota; Oomycota; Peronosporomycetes; Peronosporales; Peronosporaceae.
AUGCAGGAUGAUCGAUUCUUUAUGAUGUCUCCAAUGGAUGAUGCUGGUGAGAAAAGAUUGCGUCAAGUACGUGAACAUAUUCAUAAAGCUUUUGGACCACAAGGACAUGGUCGUUGUUCCAAACGAACAUUGGAAAUGCCGUCUGAAGCCCCUCGAGUUGCCAAGACUCCACGUACAAAACUACGACAACGGAUUGAACAGGCAUCACAGUUAAGUGCAGAUCAGAUAUUCUUUCAGCAGUUUGGAAGCCGUGACGAGCUUAUAAAUACAGAGUUUGAUAAAGACCUGGUGCGACCAGCAGGAUAUCCCGUUUCUAAAACAACAUCUAGACGCUAUAAAGCUAGCCAUACAGCUUCAGGCUCAACGUCAAGUGCUUCAGCACGUUAUCGGACGAUGGAAAGACCUACCAGUUACUUUUCCACGUCGACCACUUCGACUUUUACAAGCUCGCUACCUGCACCGUCGACUACAAAAGUAAACCACUUGACACGUCAGUUGACACGCUCGAAGCAGAUUAAAACACCUCGUAACACAGCUAUCAAGCGUGCACGAGCUGGAGAAAGUAGUGCUGAGAAGGCACUUGUGCUGAGAAAACCUCGAGUUGGUAACUCGGGGAAAAGUGCUAGAACACUCGACUAUACCAGUACACAAGGCUUUUCGUUUCGAACACAGGCAGCACUAGCACCGCCACCGUUUCAAGCUCGGAAAUCAGUGGUCACUACUCGCGCAAACUUGCCAAGCAGUUUUAUCUCGAGAGCGUCACCGAGCAAGUUUCAAUUUUCGUCGGACGCUACGAGAUUAUUUUCCCAGCGACAGGCACCACUGCGGUAA